This is a messenger RNA of Larimichthys crocea (large yellow croaker), 5441 nucleotides long. It is a transcript of the gene cdhr5a, whose product is annotated as cadherin-related family member 5a. Gene Ontology annotation, cellular component: catenin complex; adherens junction; membrane. Gene Ontology annotation, molecular function: calcium ion binding; beta-catenin binding; cadherin binding. The transcript is spliced from 14 exons. The coding region runs from base 145 to 2256 and encodes 703 amino acids. The record is from RefSeq and is a predicted model, not a curated record. Lineage: Eukaryota; Metazoa; Chordata; Actinopteri; Sciaenidae. Gene Ontology annotation, biological process: adherens junction organization; cell-cell junction assembly; cell-cell adhesion mediated by cadherin.
GAAGUCACAAACAUUGCAUCUGUAGUCGACUCCCACUCGCCGGGCAGCACAGACAGGGCAUUAUGUGGACGAGUACCAGCUGGUACCACGGGCUCCUCAUCCUCCUCCGGGACUUCAUUUGUUGGUGGCUCUGAAAAUCAGGACAUGGAACUGAAAUCGAAGAGCAAACCUGUGAACGUUCUCCUCGGAUGUGUCCUCGCCGUCUGCUUUUGUACAGUUUGCCCGGCUGAAAGAAUUUGCACGGUUCCUCCGGGCCCCAUCACGGUCCCAGAAAACAACACGGCCGACGUCCAGCUGGUGAAAAUCACGACCAUCAGCGAUGUAACGCUGACCGUCACGGUGAACCCCGAAGACCUGUUCUACCUGAAAGGAAACGCCCUGAUGGUGAAGAAAGGACUCGACUAUGAGUCACUGUCCAGUACAACUCUGGUGGCGUGGGUGCAGUGCAAAAAAGUCGGCUCCAGAUCUGUGAACGAGUCCGUCGAAGUCCUGGUGGAAAACGUGAACGACAACCCGCCAAACUUUGCGCAGAACCACUUUGUGCUAGAAGUGAACGAGCUCACUGCAGUCAACACCACCGUUGGACUGAUAGAAGCAACAGACGUCGACUCAGAGCCGCUGUACUAUCGCUUAGAGUCUGCAACAGAUAAAUAUUUCCGCCUGGAAAACAUCAACAGUCCAAAGAUCCUUGUUAAAAGCCUCCUGGACUACGACGUCGUGCAGAAGAUCUCUCUGGUUUUACAUGUGCAGGACACGUUCAACGGUUCGGCCUCCGACGAGCCCUUCUUCACGUCCGUGGCCUCGAUCACGGUGAACGUGAAGGACGUCGAUAACCGCCCGCCGUGGUUCCAGCCGUGUCUGAGGACCAACCUGGGCCUCGCCAAACUGUGCGUGAGCACCGGCUACAGAGGCAAAGUCAAUCUCACCGAGAAGGAGGAAGGGCCUUUAGUGCUGGAGCCCGGUCCGGUGUUCGCCAGGGACGGAGACAAGAACAGGAGUGAGCAGAUCAGCUACAGAAUACUCAGAGGAAAUGAGGGAAAUAUUUUCCAGAUUGACGAGGACACGGGGAACAUCACCAUGGCCAAAGCAGCUGACAUCGUUGGCCCAAUAACUCUCACCAUUCUGGCGUCACAGGUGACCAACAGGGAUCAGUUUGCCGUGACGCAGGUGAUCAUCGAGGUGAUGAAGAAGAGCAGGAACCCUCCUCGUUUUGAGAAAGAACGAUACGAAGGAUUCAUCUACAGCAACUCCGUCCCCGAGAGCAUGAUCCUCCGAGACCGGAGCACCAACCGGCCCUUCAGGGUCCGAGCCCGGGACGAGGACUUUGCCGUUGGUGUGAAUCCAGAUAUCAAGUAUGAGGUUCAGUACAGCAGCUACGUCAACGUGACCUCGGACGGUUUUGUGAUCCUGAAGAGAGUCGUGAAGACGGAGUCCUUUGCCCUUCAGCUCAGAGCAGUGGACGCAACAACAGGAGAGUUUGGAACAGCCGCCCUCUCUGUUCAGGUCAUACCAGCGGUGGCCACCCCGUCUCCCUCAAACAUCGGCUACCGUCCGGGCGACAUGGCGCUCCUCGGCCUGAUCAUGGCGGCUCUGCUGGUCCUCUGCCUCAUCGUGAUCGGCUUCUUGAUUUCCCGUUUGUGGAAGGGAAACGGCAGCAUGGACAAAAUAUGUGAGUGCCUGGGCCCCUGCCUGAAGUCUGACCAGCACCGGUCCGGCCACAGGGACUCCCUGCAGUACACCAACGACGGCUUCCAGAACGAGGCCGACCAUAACCGCGGGGGUGGCAGACGCUGGAACAACGCUCUCCCCAGACGGAGCACCUUCCCUCAGGCACGAGGCCGUGUCAUCCCAAUGGAAAGACGGAACCGCCACUGCUCCACCUGCGGCGUCUACACCAACCACGUCCCCAAAGGGAGCCCCUCGGGGAGAGUGUCCAGGAGGAGCAGAGAAGACGGGGAUGACUAUGCCACGAGGUCGAUCCUGGCCAAGCAGAGGAGGAAGGAGGGCCAGAAGACGGUGUGGUUCAAGGAGAGCGAGGACUCCUCUGACAUCGAGGUGGAGAUUAUCCCAGACACUGUGGGCCGGGUGGAGGAGGAGACUGAGGAGGAGCUGGAGGUGGAGAUGGAGGGGGUUGUCAGAGACCCGGCUGCCCCACUGAGAGGAUCUGAUGGCGGGCAGGAGGAGCCCGGCGAGGAGCAGGACCACGGAAAUACCGACUCAGAAAAAACGAAGGAAAGCCAGGAGCAGGAGGGCUGACGGCGGAGGUCAGAGGUCAAACUCGAGUCGGAGACGAAACUGAGCUGUUUGUUUUCUCGUCACUUUUUGGAGACGGCAGCUUGAAGCAGAGGUCCACGCAGGACCAGGAUCCUCCAACAUGUCUGGAUACCUGCCAAACCUCGAGAAUAAAGUCAAGGAUCCAAAAAGUAUUUAUGUUCUGCUGUGAGUAUCUUAGAGUAGAGAGUAACUUUAUACAACGUUUAAAAGCAUACACUUGUCUCUAGUGUUGGCCUCGUACACACUCUGAGAUGAGAUUUUUCUAGAACUUGGUGACGACAACUUGGCUCUUAGAUUAGUAGUCUUGGUAAAAUACAUAAAUUUAUAACAGCAACAUCGCUACAACAGGAUCUAACGGGACAAAAGACACGAGCAGUUACAGAGGAAACAAGUUGCAAACAAACAGCAGGAUCGAUGAAGAGAGGAAAGGCUGAACGAUGAGUAUGAAAUCAGGAGAAACAGCCAGCCUGACUCUGUCCAAAGAGGGAAACAAAUCCACAGUUAACAUCUAAUCUAAUCUGUCUAAUUUGUACUCAAGAAAUGUGAAAAUGACUCUUUGUGUUUAAGUGUCGUAACUCGUGCAGCAUGUCUCCUAAAAAACAUUUUUUAUGUUGUGUAUGUUCGUUUUUUUUAAAACUUUGGACCGAGCCAGACUAGACAUUUAUUUAUGCGACUCCAAACACACGGUUUACCUGAACAACAGCAACAUUUCAGGUGUGCACACCUGCAGUUUGUGAAAUUGUUUGUUUAAAAAACAGCAUUUCCCAUGAGUCCACGAGAGAGUCGAGUGUCCACAUGUCUGCAGCAGGGAGCAGGGAGAGUUGUAGACAUGUCACACAACCAAAAUAAAUACAGAUAAACUGACUUAAGUGAUGACGUAAGUUCCCACGCUGCCGUGCCCUGAAGAUUUUCAUGGGAUUUGUAGUUUUCCUGCACUCACAAAGUAACAAAUCCAUGUUUAACUUAAUUACUAAAGUUUCCACUUCUCAAAGAAACUGCUGUAAUGAAUGCUGAUCUGUCGAGAAGCUAGACGUAAAUAAAGUCAGACAGCAGGUGCACUACCUGACUUCAUGUACUGCUGAAUGUUGAGACGUGUUGAUGAUAAAAUGCUAAAAAUAAAUCAGUAUACUGUUGUUAUUGUUGAGGACAAAUGCUGCACCGACGCCUCCGUUCUAGAUAAACUGCUGGUUUGUUUACAACUUGACUGUCUGACGUCUCCAUGUCCUCAGAUCUGUGUUAAUCUUGGACAAAACUACUCAAACGAGAUCCAAGUUGUAACGAAGCCGCCUGUGGGCAACGUUCCAAAUCAGUUAACAGGGUUGCUUGAUACCAGUUUGUAAUAAGGCAUCCUUUACGAGGGGUUUUACAGUUUCAACGAGGGGCACGACUAACUUUUCACUGCAGAUUAUGUUUCUUAAUGAAUCAAGUCAUUGUUUUGUCUGUGUCACAAUCUUCUAAAGCCCAACUAACAUUCCAAAACUCAAAGAUACGUUAAAUUAAUUACAAUAGCAGAUGAGGAAGAGGAGCUGAUUGUCACAUUUGCAUCAAAAAAGUUUGUAGUUUUUAAAUUAAUCUCUUAAUCUUAACUAACUUUAUUGCUUGAUGGCUUUAUUAGGUGUUAAUAAAUCAUUUAUUAAUGAAAAAUAAUAAUUGACCAGCUGGUACAUCAUUAAUUAAGGGGCAAAGGUUAGAGAGCCAUCAGUUAUUAAUAAAGAGUUAUAAAUGUUAAGUUGUAAUGCUCUGCAGCUCGUUUACCAUCUAAAGAGGUAAAAACAACGUGCAACCGAUCUAUAAAGCAUUAGUAGAUGAUUUAUUAACAAAUAAUAAACACGUUAUAAAGGGUGCCUUAUCAUAAAGCGGUAACAAUCUUGAUUUGUCAGGUAUUUCAUUCACUUGUUAAGUCAAGAACAAACAUUCCCGUCUGGUUAUUUUGUUUACAAGUAGUUUCUUCAUUGAAUUUUUUCAGGAAUUGUUCUUCACAGUUUACAGCGCAUCGAUUUCACCACAUGAAAUAACCACGACGGGAGAUUUUAUCCACGUUAGCCACACCUAACGAGAGAGUCAGCUGACGACACGAGUCGAGCAAAGGGCCAAACACACAAACACACAAACACACAAACACACAGACACACAAACACACAGAAUGAAUGAUGAUGAGUGAUUUCUGUCUGCGGUGAACGAGCUCGCUGCAGUGCUGUGAUGAUUUCAGCCUCAUCCCGUCUUUACUAAACUGAACCAGAAGUGUUUUCUCUGAUUUUAUAGUGAGAAAAAAAAAAAAAGAAUAUGUGAAGACAAACUUUAUCUACUGAAUACUAAAACAGCUGAGACGAUGUUUUUACGUGGACUGUAUUUUAUUGAGCAUGUUAAAGCAAAAAUAACGACUUUUAUGGAUAAAUCUAUGGUUUAAUGUAUAGUUGACUUUUUGUACAUUAAAGUGAUGUCGAGUGUUCGAGGGAAUAAUAAAGUUUGAAAGGAUUUGUCGAGUCUUUGGGUUUCGCCUCGCUGCUAAAUUCAUCUUUCCUAUCUGUCCGUUUUGAAGUUACAGCCAGACAAAAACAACAGCUUGUGGUUUCAUCCAGGGUUUGCGUUGCUCUAUUUCUUGGCCAGUAGCAGCAACUUCCUGUCUGUCGACACCAUAAAGCUGCAAUAAACCCAACUGAGAUUACAGGAAGUCACUGCAACUGGCUGUUGUUGAGUUUUAGAGGAGCUGGUGGGUGGAUUUAGUCCAUUUGGACAGAACCAGAGUAGCUGGUUUGACCCGUUUCCAGUCUUGCUAAAGAAGAAAAGAAAUGAAACAUUCCCCAAAAUAUUCAAAAGUUGUACAAAGCUCAAAGUCUCAAGUGAUGUCACUUGAGUCAGUGUUUUAGCGUGGAGCGUGCAGACCUCCAAAGCUGCAGGAUAGGAGCUGGAGGCAGCACAUGGCAACUUGAUACAGUGUCUGCUCAGUGGUGCAUGAAGCCAAAAAAAGUUUAAUCUCCAGGUAGAAAAUUACCCCGAUCUUCCGCAUUGUGACGCCUGUAGAUCAGGUGUGCAAGAAACCUUUGCUGGCCAAGGCAACAACUUCCAGUCUGGCUCUCUGCUAACUUGAAUGGGGAUAAAAGUUAGUCGUGCAGCUCUUCUAGACUUUCCGAAAGUUAUCGGACAAGAUCGUCUUGCAGGGGUUGUGA